AUAAAUAACAAAGAUGAAGUAAGAUUUGUAACAAAAAAAGAUCAUGAAUCACCAAGUAAAAUAAUUCUUCCUGAGCCAGAACCAAGGCCAGGUCUAAUACUUCCAAAUGGUGAAAUAAAUUGGAGUUGCCCAUGUCUUGGAGGUCUACCAACUGGACCAUGUGGUCUUGAAUAUCGUGAAUCAGCUUCAUGUUUUUUUAAUUCAACACCUGAAACAAAAGAUUCUGAGUGUUCUGAAAAACUUGCAUUAAUGCUAUCAUGCAUGUCGAAAUAUCCAACAUUAUAUGGUAAAGUACAUGAUGAUGAUGAUGAGCAAAAAGAACAUCAACAUGAAGAUAAAAAAAUCAAUGAACAUAAAAAUGAUAAAACAACUGACAAUGACGAAACAACUGGCAAUGAUGAACCAAUUCAACCUAUCUAGAAUUAUCAACUGUUAAUUUAAUAUACUCAAUUGUUAUUAUCAUUUGUUUAUUUAAUUUUUCU
Molecule: messenger RNA, 482 nt
Organism: Aphidius gifuensis
Lineage: Eukaryota; Metazoa; Arthropoda; Insecta; Hymenoptera; Braconidae
Product: mitochondrial intermembrane space import and assembly protein 40-B-like
Exons: 1
Biological process (GO): protein import into mitochondrial intermembrane space
Cellular component (GO): mitochondrial intermembrane space
Molecular function (GO): protein-disulfide reductase activity
Source: RefSeq, a predicted model, not a curated record